UGCUUCACACAGUGUCUUCUCUUCAUUGCCCUAGUGAUCACUGAGUUUUAUAUCCUUGCUGCAAUGGCAUUGGACCGCUACGUAGCCAUUUGCAGUCCUCUACAUUACAGUUCCAGGAUGUCCAAGAAUGUUUGUAUCUGUCUGGUCACAGUCACUUAUGUGUGUGGCUUCCUUAAUGGGCUCUCUCAGGCACUGCUGACAUUUCAUUUAUCCUUCUGUGGCUCCCUUGAAAUCAAUCAUUUCUACUGUGCUGAUCCUCCCCUCAUAAUGUUGGCCUGCUCUGACACCCAUGUAAAAACGAUGGCAAUGUUUGUUGUUGCUGGCUUUACUCUCUUAAGCUCUCUCUUCAGCUCUCUCUUCAUCAUUCUUCUGUCCUACCUUCUCAUUUUUGCGGCUAUCUUGAGGAUGCGUUCUGCUGAAGGCAGGCACAAAGCCUUUUCCACUUGUGGUUCCCACCUGACGGUAGUCACUCUAUUUUAUGGAACCCUCUUCUGCAUGUACUUAAGGCCUCCAUCAGUGAAGUCUGUAGAGGAGUCCAAAAUAAUUGCAAUCUUUUAUACUUUUUUGAGCCCAAUGCUGAACCCACUGAUCUACAGCCUAAGGAACAAAGAUGUAAUCCUUGCCAUGCAACAAAUGAUUAGGAAAAUUUUCUUUCAUAAAAUUGCACUUUAG
Molecule: messenger RNA, 672 nt
Organism: Propithecus coquereli (Coquerel's sifaka)
Lineage: Eukaryota; Metazoa; Chordata; Mammalia; Primates; Indriidae
Product: olfactory receptor 5M1-like
Exons: 1
Biological process (GO): G protein-coupled receptor signaling pathway; sensory perception of smell
Cellular component (GO): membrane
Molecular function (GO): odorant binding; olfactory receptor activity; G protein-coupled receptor activity
Source: RefSeq, a predicted model, not a curated record